Molecule: messenger RNA, 4026 nt
Organism: Cottoperca gobio
Lineage: Eukaryota; Metazoa; Chordata; Actinopteri; Perciformes; Bovichtidae
Gene: aire
Product: autoimmune regulator
Exons: 13
Coding region: 226-1758 (510 amino acids)
Biological process (GO): regulation of transcription by RNA polymerase II; humoral immune response
Cellular component (GO): nucleus; cytoplasm
Molecular function (GO): translation regulator activity; DNA-binding transcription factor activity, RNA polymerase II-specific; DNA binding
Source: RefSeq, a predicted model, not a curated record
GAACCUGGGAUGGACAUGUUUCAUAUCUAUUUAUUACAUUAAUAGACCAAACGACUAUUUGAUUAAUGUAAAAAAUGAUUAGCAGAUGAAUCGAUAAUGAGAGUAAUUGUUAGAGGCAGCCCUAAGAGAAAAUUAAUUCAACAAAUAUCAGCAGGAAACGAUGCACCUGUGCAAUAAAUUAUUCCCUGAAAAGGACACACCUCUUCCAUCCAAAGUACCUCUUGUAUGAUCUCGGAUCACUUUGGUUCUCGUUUACACACAAAGCGGAUCAUGUCCAGAGUGGAAGCGGUUCGGGACACAAACCUUCGCUCUCUGCUGAGGGAGCUGCGGACAGAUAUUGCUAUGGCUGUAGAUGACCCUUUCCCUCUCGUCUACGGUUUGGUAGACAAAAACAUCAUCACUGACCAACUACUGAAGGACACUCUGGAGAAGGAGGGCAGAGAAGGGAUCCACAAGGCCAUGUACUCCCUCCUGUCCUGGGUCCUGGAGCAGAGCAGAUCCACCAUCCAGGCUUUCUGGAGCAACUUGUCCAAAGUCUACAACCUGGACAGCUACCCAAAGCUGCAGACGCUGCUCACCAACCUGCACUCGAAACGAGAUGCUCCAGUUUCCAGAGGUGAGAAUAGAUCCUCUGGAGGCCACAAAACACCUCACAUCAAGAAGAGGAGCCACGAGGACAGAAAGAAAAACUCACACAAUCUGCAUCCACAGUAUCAUGCCAAGACGAGCAAUGGACCAGGGGGUAAAGUGAGGCUGUACAGAGUGAAGAGUGAAGCUGCAGCCCCACAGCCAGCAUCUGGAAAUAAUGUUCAGGCGGUGUCAUCUUCAGUCCAGAGACCAGUCAGUCUGUCUUCCUCCUUCACUGAGCUGCCAGUCAGCCAUGAAGCCACAGAGAAGAGCCAUAUCAAACAGAUGUUUGGCUCUGAUGGAAGUGCCAGAAACUGUGUACAAGUUGGUGGGGAGUUUUACUCCUGUGGUCAGUCAGAGGAGGUGAAUGGAGCAUCCAAGUCCAUCGCUGUUAAGAACACGUUUCACCACAAGGGGGAGACAACGGAAGGCAUGGUUCAAUUCAACGAGGAUGAGUGUGCAGUGUGUAAGGACGGAGGGGAGCUGAUUUGUUGUGAUGGAUGUCCUCGAGCUUUUCAUCUGACCUGCCUGGACCCUCCACUUUCAUCUAUACCAUGUGGCACUUGGCGGUGUGAAUGGUGCUGUGGCAGUGUAAAAACAGAGAAUGCCCAACUACCUUUACAAUCACUCAUUGCCCAUCCGCAGCCUACAAAUACGAGCUCCAGUAACUCCAUCAUAGACGUUUCCUUCUUCUCCUCGCUGUCACCCUCGUCUCUCACCAGUGUCACAGCUUCUAUGAAUGAGCUCAGUGGCAGAAACCAGUGUUCAGAUGGAGAGCUGCUCAGUGUGAGGGAGGUGUGCGGUGUUUGUCACCUACAAGGAGGAGACCUGACUCACUGCCUCCAGUGUUUUCAGCACUUCCACGUACACUGUCACUUCUCCAAAGAGAGAUCCAUCUGCUCGUCCUGCUCCCGGCCCUGGGGCAGCUCUGCAGGGAAGGAGGCUGAAUCAUCCAGAGUCUUACAGCUCGUCCCAGGAGUUUAUGAUCACAGCUCCUCCGUCCCUGAGCCCGUCCUCCAUAAAGAUGAACUGGAUUCCCUCCUGGGAGACGGAUCCAUUGACAGUAUCUUGCAGUGGGCUUUCCACAACAUCUCUCGGCCUCUUCCAGACUCCCCGGGAUGCUUCCAGUGACAGAGAGAUGACCUGCACUCAUGUAUGAGCUCUCACAGUUUGAAGUUAUACUGCACAGUAACAAUGAUUACAUGAACAUAGCUCAUUACAUGGUAUUAUUUGUUUUAAUAUUUUAACUUGUUUUCAUAUUUUAAAUGUAAAAACAUAUUUUCAAAGUACAGAUUGUAAAGAAUGUGCUCAGAUGACUGUGACUGCUCCCAUUAAGUUCAGUGCAACCAGCAUAAAACUUUUACUAAACAGAAUUGUAUUUGCACCAUGUGAUCUAUGUAUGAACUGAAAUAAGUAAAACAAGAAUAAAACUAGAGCACUUUUAUGAGCCCUCUACAGAAAAUAUUUGCUAAUUAUGCAGGACAUGCUUUAAUUAAUAUUGUACUUAAGUUUUCCAUUAAUCAAAUGACUAAAACUAACUUUGCAUGCAGUGAACCUGACCUUUAUGUGGCACUGGGGUUGCCUGCUUUACCCGGGUGGUAAUCCAGCAUUGCUGUAAUUCUUGCACAUUGUGAAGUUGGAGCAACUUUAGGUUUUUCUGACGAUCCUUGUCUUCACCCCAUCCUAUUCUACAAGACAUCCAAAUUCUCCUCCUGCUUUGUGCAGCAUCACAACAUGACUAACUGUGUAGGACAUGGGGUCAGCACUGAUGUGGGAGGGCUGGCAGUGAGCCGUGAACAUCUCUUGAUAACUUUUGCCAACUUGACCUAACAAACUGCCAUUAUUCUACUUCUGUCACCCUGGAAAACCAGUGAAUCAUUUAUGUAUUUUUCUUGUGUCUUAGCUGUUUUCACGCGUGUGUGUGUGUGUGUGUGUGAAAGUGUUUAUCUUGAGGAAAGCAGUGUUGGAGGAGUUAAUAUACUCACUGGUUAACAGUUUGAGAUCAGGACCCAGGCUGUAGCACACUAAUGUCAGUGGACAUCAGUGUCUCAUCAGGGCAAAUAAAACAGACAAUGCAAACUUCCACAUGUGUGCACAAAGACAUAUAAAUGUCGCUCUCGCUGUGUGGAUCUGCAGAUGAAUUCACAUUCACACGUUACACCAGAUGGUUUCAAUACGAUGAGGUAUGCAAGCUGAGAAAUGCCUCUGUUUAACAGGAAUUCCUUGAAGACUAUCACUUAGAUGUGGAAUGUUGUUUUUGUCAUGGGAUUCAAGAGUUUUAGCAUGACUGCCAGAGGGAUGGAGACCGGCCAGGGAGAUUUUUCUCCCCUCUGUAUUUGGUUGCCAUGGCUCUCAGCUCCUACAGGCCCAAAACAGAGGAGUGUGCGUGCGUGCGUGCAUGCGUGCGUGCGUGAAUGCAUGCAUGCGUGCGUUCUUCUGUUUGUUUGUUUAUGAAUCCACUUUCUAAAUGGCUCAUGAAACUUCCUGCAUACUUGAGGGCUCUUGUGUCCCUGCAGGAAAAGCAACAUCACUGACAGAGAGAUAACCAUUUUCUUCGAUUAUAAGAUACGAAGGAGAAUGAUUUAAAAAUAUUUAAUGCACUGAGAAUAAUACAUCUGACAUAAGGUGGUGUCAAAGUUAGCACUGCCACAAUCCAAAUUGCAGUCAUAAUGAGGGGUAUCAUUUGCAUAACUGCAUUUACUGAUGACUCCUGCUUUACCAUCAUGCAGCUUUCUCCUGGAUCUAGUUGCAUACCACAUGAGAGACCACAUGGAAAAACUCCCUCUCUUUUCAGAAGGAAAAAGAGGCAAACACCUUCUCACCACUAGGUGGCAUCCAUCUGUGUUUGAUGUAGUGAAACGUCAUUUAUUCUGCAGUACUUUACUGAACUGAAGAAACCAUCACAAUGUGAUAAGAGGAAGUAUUUUCUUUCACAAAACAACAUUUGUGCUUAUUGAGAACCAAAAUGAAUUAGUCAUGACUAUUUCAAACAUAAAUACAUUUUACGGGUCAUGUACUGUUUUAAUGUAGAUUAUCUUUACUCAGACCAGUGCUGGAAAGAUAUAAAAGGUACUCAAGUUCUUCACAUAAGUGACCUUUUGAGAUGCUUGGACUCUGCUGUACUUGAGAAUGUCCACUGAAUGUUCCUUUGUGUUUUACUUUAUUACAUUUCAGUGAGAAUUAUUGGAUUUUCAGACUUAAAAUGCUGUAAACAUAUUGAUGCAUCAGUAAUAACAAUAGCAACACUCUGUUGUCUUUGCAGAAGUACUUUUACUUUGGAACAUUUCUCUCCUUAUUCCUUUGUACUUCUAUUAAAGUAUAAUUAUAAAUGCAGGACUUUAACUUGCAAUGGAGUAUUUUGCCGUUCUUGUAUUGCAAAUGUUAUUAAAGUAAAAGAUC